UAUACACAGGUGGAGAUAGCAAAAGAAGAAAUCAUGGCGAAGUCAAUUGCCCUCCCCAUGCUUUGCCUUGUUCUUUUAGUAGCUCUGCCCUCCCCUUCUUAUUCUCAAGGGGGUCUCCAAUUUUGCCCAACUGAACUAACAAUACCUGGGACAUGCGGCAAUAAUGGAGGUUUCGAGUGUUUUGAAGCCAUAAAUGCGAAAUUUGGAGCUUCAGCAAUGGCAAUGAAAUGUACUUGCCAAGCUUUGCAAUCUAACGAGCGUCUCUGCAAAUGCUUAAUUGUUUGUCGAGAAUAAAAUAGAGCUUAACCUUGUAAUAAUCUCAAACCAAAUGGCCACCUUUAGCUACUUUGGUAAUUUGCAAUAAUCAGUUACAAUUUAAAUGCA
Molecule: messenger RNA, 384 nt
Organism: Theobroma cacao (cacao)
Lineage: Eukaryota; Viridiplantae; Streptophyta; Magnoliopsida; Malvales; Malvaceae
Source: RefSeq, a predicted model, not a curated record